AUGGGCCUGGUCCCACAGCAUCGAUCCGGGCAAUUCAAGCGGCAUCAAACCGCAUCUACGCUGGAGUGUAGAGGCACCUAUUGCUGCCGGCAGGCCCAAGCGAAGACACGCCCGCCGCCGACAGAGGAGGGGAGAAGAAGGCGGAGCGCCGGCCGAGCAGCAGCCCCAGGAGGAAGAAGCAGCUCUGUCGAAGGGGAUCGAAGCGCAGAGAAGGAGCUGUUUCCGACCCUGGGACUGUGGGCCAUGAACCUCGUAGCGGAGCGGCGGCGGCAGAAGCGGAGGCCCGGGGAAUUCUGUUGGCUGGAGCCCGAGCGGAAACAGCUAUGUAGAAGUUCAGAGAAAGUUAUCUGCACUUCCCACCCACCAAGCAAGUGUGCUGAAGAUUAUGACAGUAUGGAGCUGGAUCUGAAGCAGAACAAUCCUAUGGAAUUUUUCAACCCUCAGAAUAUGAAAGAAAAGCCAACUUUAAUGAUAUUUCCGGAUAAUGAAACCAGAACUCCUGUUCAACCCUGUCCAAGAUGUAUUGCUGGAGAACCUGGUCACUUCAGCCACAUUAUGAAUUUAUAGAAGAUCAGAGAACUCUGAUGCACUGAUGGACCAUUGCACAAUGUAUAUGAAGUAUUUUGAGCUGUGAGAGUUUUUUACACUCCUUUUAAAUUGUAUGAAUGUAGUUUUUAGUGUAUAUGAGAUAUGAUUUGGGGGGGGCAUGGAAGAAACUCAUGCUUUUUUGACCUUUUAAUGUCCUAAUGUUUUUUUUUUCAUGUCCUAUAUUUUUACUUCAACAAACAGUUCACCUUAUUAGUUUCUUCCAACACAUGCACAUGAAUACUGGAGGCAUAAUCUAAUGAAUAUGGUUUAAGUCAGACAUGGACAAACUUUUGUCCUUCAGGUGUUUUGGACUACAACUCCCACAAUUCCUAACAGCUGGUCUACACUGCCAUUUAAUCCAGUUCAAAGCAGAUGAUCUGGAUUUUAUAUGGCAGCAUAGAAGGGGCCUUAGACCUUUCCACACUGCCUCUAUAUCUCAGGAUCUGAUCCCAGAUUAUCUGCUUAUCCCAGAUUAUCUGGUAGUGGAGACUCAUGUAAUCCAGUUUAAAGCAGAUAAUCUGCAAUCAGAUCCUGGUAUAUAAGGUAGCGUAGAAGGGGCCUCAGACACAUCUAGAAUCGACAUUACUUGCACUGUUUUUUCUGACUUGACCAUGGGGUGCUUUGCCUUAAUGAAAUUUCUGCAAAGUCCAGUUGACUUACAUGAUGUCCAGAGGCUGUAAUCUAUAGAAGUUAGAGUUCUGCAUAUUUAUCCAUAAAUGAUAAAUAUAGCUGUAUUCAUUUAGCACAUUGCAUCUCAAUUCUCUACAUGCCCAUCAUUGUGAAAGACCUUACUGCAUUAUUAGCAAUCACUCUAAUGCUGCAUCAGGGGAAAAUACACUAUCUGUCUGAGAACAUUUCAUCAUCACUAUUAUAAUUAUUGUAAAACACAUUAUUUAACUCUUUUAAAAAAAAUAGGCAUAAUAGUCAUCAUAUAUCAUACUCUUUUCUUUUUUAUAAUUCAUAUUUCAUGAUAUACAAGAUUCACAAACUGACAAGUUUGUAGAGCACAUGGCCACAUGGGGGGCAUUGAAUAGGAAUGGCAGUUCCCCUUCCUGCUGCACCUUAUAGUCUUAAAAGUAGAACCAGCAUGAAAGAACUAAGGCAAGUUGAUUUGCUACUCAGUAGAUAAGGGAAGGCAAGAAAGGAUAGUUCUGACCACAUAAUUAUGGUUUGUUUCCAUUGUCCAAUGGAAUAGUCCCAUUUUCUCAUUCACUCAUAAAUACAAUCUAUCCCUGGGGUGUUUCUGCAUGCAAAGCAAGUGUCCUAUCACUUGAGCUAAGCCAUAUUCCAAAUCUUAAUGAAGCAUGUGUUUUCUAUGCUGCCAAAUGCAGAGACACGUUUCCUGCACUUCAAAAUAGCAUUUUAAAACUCUACAGAACUUCCAAUGCAAAUUUUGGAACAAUGUCUACAGAAAUAUAACUUUACCAUCUCUUCUGAUUCAGUCAUUCUUAUCCUGUACUUGUAGGAAUUAACUGAAGGACAAGGGCUUACACAUGCUAGAUAAUUCACUCCAUGCAUUCUCACCCUUCAGUAGAUUUUACUUUCAAAACUCUUAAUGCAGUUUACAAUGAAGUAUAAAAGACAAGAUACAUUGUGUUCUGUAUCUCCGGAUCUCAUCCCAGAUUAUCUGCUUUGAACUGGAUUAUGUGAGCCUGCAAUCAUCUGGGAUAAGAAUAUAAUCUGGGACCAGAUCCUGGGAUAUAAGGCAGUGUAGAAGGGCCCUUAGAGUAAAUGGUCAAGUACUAUGCAGACUAUAAUAAUAUGCAGAGUUACCUGGGAGUAACAUAAUGAAACACAUGGGAGUUGCCCCUGAGAAAACAUGCAUAGCAUUGCAGUAUUAGCAAGCCAACCAUGCCUCUGACUUCUCAAGCUCAUGGAAGAUUGCAAAUAUAUUGUCAAGCAUGUUUGGAGAAUUCUAGGUCUACACAUCCACACAUUGGCCAUACUUUGGAAUAGGGCUUAUAUAUGCAGAGUCCAGUGUAUACGGGGUCCGUCUGAAGAGUCAUUACCUUUCAAAACAGAGGAGGUAGAGAAGUCCAUAGGUGUCAGUUAUUAUACUGUACAUUAAAAUGGACAACAAUCAGAUGUUAGGGAGCUACACUGGAUCUCCAGGAGGUCUUGGAGGGCUAUGUCUCUUUGUAAAAAAAAAAUCAUUUCCAGUCCACUUUGCUAUUAUAUAUGUAGGUCUUUCCUGGUCUUAAAUGGCCAGAGGCCCACAUUUCCUCAUCACCACCCCAAAAGGCAUUUAAGGGUCAUUUUAAUAUGUUUUUUAAAAAAAUAAUAGGGGUCCUAUACCCACAUUGGACCAAUAGUGUACCUUGCCCACCCCUUCUGUAUGCUCAUAACCCUCCUUCCAUUACAUUCACAUAGUGGAGUGAGUGGGUACAUGGCAGUGCCUAGUAGAGCUUGAUUCUAUCCCGACUCCUUACUGUUCAUAUCAAAAGCUUUGUAGAGACUGAAAUCAUAGUCCUUAUUGUAAUUUUUUUAAAGAUUGCCUCUUAUAAAACAAAAGGGAAGGCAUCAUAAGCAGAGCCGGCCCUAGGUAUUUUUCAAGUGUAGGCAAACAGAAUUUUGCCCCCACCCCCACCCCCAAGUCAAUCACUGAAAAAUAAAAGCAUUGGGUAAGCAAAAAUGUUUGAUAAUAAGGAGGGAUUAAAAAAAAGCCUAUUAAACAUCAAAUUACAUUAAGAUUUUACAAAUUAAGCACUAAAACAUCAUGUUUUACAACAAAUCAACAGAAAAAGCAGUUCAAUACCUUGCGGAGGCAGGCGGCAGGAGACAGGAGUUUCCUCGAUGGCGCCCCCAACUACAUGGCGCCACAGGCAACUGCCUAGUUGGCCUGGUGGUUGAACCGCCUCUGAUCAUAAGUUUUUAAGUAGUCUCAAUAAACUUUGGCUUUGACUCUGUUCUGUGUAGGAUGCAUUGUAGCCCCAGAUUAACCUUGAAUUGAAAAUUAAAGAGUGUGUGUAAGCCAUUCUAUCCCCAUCCCUGUUCUCUCCUGACUACAUCAAAGGUGAGGAGAUCUGCAUAAAGGGUGUGCACUGUGAUGUCCACUCACACAAGGCCUCCUACCCAAUGGGGAAAAUGUGAGGAGAUCUGCAUAAAUGGUGUGCACUGUGAUGUCUACUCAGACAAGGUCUCCUCACCCAAUGGAGAAAGGAAUUUUCUCGGUCCCAAAUGUAGCAUUUUUCACAAGGCUGGAUGGGCCAUUGAGCAGGGGAAUAAAUAGCAUUGGAAGUCCACUUCUGCCUGCCCUGUUGUUGAUCCAGCCCAAUGGGUUUUCCUCAAGCCGUCAACAUAGUAUGCUGAUUCUAAGCAAUACUGGACAAACCUAGUAAGUCUCUAGUUCUAUUUUUGGAAACUUAUGUAUUGUUUUAGAAUCUUGUGCAACAGCAACCUUGGAAUAUGUAUGUAUAUGUAGCCCAAUAUCUGGUAUGAAAUUAUGAUCUUACAUUAGAAGAUUGUUUAUUUUUUAAAAUGCCUUACAAAUGUGCAAUAUAGCACUUUAUUUUUUAUAUCCUGAAAUCAGAUAGUGUCAUGAUCACAGAAAAAUGUCAUCAGUAUUGUUUUUUUAACUUUGAAAUUAUUUUUGUAAACAAAUAUAGAUACUAAUCUUUUUGAAUAAAAACCUAGUACUAUUGCUUUCAUAUUUUUAAAUAAGAUAAAUGUUAUUGCUUUGAAUUUAAAUGGUACAAUUGAGUUUAAAUCUUUGUAUUAGGUAAAUUGUCACAUAUAAAGUGAAGCAUCAAGUAACACCUUGGCCAGUCUAAUCAUAUAACAUUUUUUACAUUUCUGCUGCUUUUCUUCUUUUCCCUUUUUAUAUGCAAAGUCAGUGUAUAACACAAUUGAAAUUAACCCUCCUGUGAAAUAUGCCUUUUUUUGGUAAAGUACUGUUUUCUGUCCUACUACUAAAAAUCAAACCUGUGCACAUUGCAGAAGAUUUUGCUCAUGCCCAAUUCCAUCAUUUUGAAUAUAAAUAAAUAUUAUGCACUACAAUUUUA
Anolis carolinensis (green anole) is the source of this 4589-nucleotide messenger RNA. RefSeq lists its product as uncharacterized. The transcript has 4 exons. The coding region runs from base 1 to 567 and encodes 188 amino acids. Lineage: Eukaryota; Metazoa; Chordata; Lepidosauria; Squamata; Anolidae. The record is from RefSeq and is a predicted model, not a curated record.